Molecule: messenger RNA, 375 nt
Organism: Yamadazyma jaroonii
Lineage: Eukaryota; Fungi; Ascomycota; Pichiomycetes; Serinales; Debaryomycetaceae
Source: the annotation of a GenBank genome assembly
AUGAGUACCAAAGUCACUAACGAACAAUUAGGUAAACCUCCAAGUUUCUUAUCCCAAUCAUAUAUCUUCAAUGGUAUGGUUUUCACCUCAGGAUCUGUUGGUUCAGAUUCUGAAGGAAAAUAUUCUUCCGAUGUUGUUGAACAAACUCAUCAAGCUAUUAAGAAUUUAGAAGAAGUAUUGAUCGCUUCUGGUUCUUCAUUGAAAGAUGUCAUGAAAGUCUUAUUAUUCAUUACUAAUAGAGAAGAUGCUGCUAAGAUCAAUGAAGUUUAUACUUCAUACUUCCCUCAUAAACCUGCUAGAUCAUGUGUUAUGGUUCAAUUCCCAAAUGCCGACAUCAAGGUUGAAUUAGAAUGUGUAGCUACUGUCAGCAAAUGA